AUGGAGUUUGCCAUGGGAUGGAAUCGUUUUAAUUUGACGCUGCUCGGCGUGUGGCCGGAACCAAAAAAGACCUCGCGUCGGUUAUCAACGUUUAUAUUUUGGUCGACAUGUUUUGUAACGUUCACGUUCAUUUGCGUGCCCCAAACGGCGAAUUUAAUACUGAAAUCGACGAGUCUGGACGAGGCGAUCGAGAAUUUGUCGAUCAACGUACCGAUCGCUUUCGCUUUGGUCAAACAAAUCGUUUUGCGGUACCAUAAGAACGCUCUCACGCUAUUAGUCAGUCAAAUAUUCGAGGACUGGUCCGAACCGAUUCCGGACCAAGAGCGUCUAACGAUGCUAAAGAACGCUAGAAUCAGUCGAAUGAUAUCUAUCGUCUGCUCCACGCUGAGUUGUUUGAUGUUCUUCGCGUUUAUAUCGUUUCAAAUUUGGAGCAACAUGCAAAACGCGUCGGAGGCCGAUUUGGGGGGGCUUUUGCAUCCAGCUACGUUCCCUUACGACACCAAGAAAAGUCCAAACUUUGAAAUAACCUGGCUAGGACAAUUUAUGGGCACCGCACUAAUGGCGAUCUGCUACUCUUGCUUUGACACGUUUCUAGCAGUACUCAUAUUGCACUUAUGCGGGCAAUUGAACGUUCUUAGAAACGCUCUGGAGAAUUUGGUUGAAGCGACCAGCGAGAACGAUUUCGCGAAAUUUCGAAACGAACUUGGACUUAUCGUGAACAGACACAAUCAAUUGUUCAGGUUUGCAGUGGUCGUAGAAGACUGCUUCAAUUUCACGCUGCUUAUUCAAACGCUAAUCUGCACGACGAUGUUUUGCCUGACUGGAUAUCGAAUGAUAACUUCUGUAGAUCAGGAAGAAGAGGACGUACCGAUAGUUGGAUUAAUAUUUUUUGUUAUUCACGUAAUCUACACGAUGUUGCAUCUGUUUAUUUAUUGUUACGUGGGUGAGACGCUUCUCGGUCAAAGUAUCGGAAUCGGCCAAUCUGUAUACGAUUGCAAUUGGUAUGCUUUGCCACCGAAAAAGGCAGUUUUACUAGUUAUUAUGAUAGUUCGCGCAAGAAUUGCCUUUCGAAUAACCGCUGGAAAAUUUAGUCCCUUUUCGUUAGAGCUCUUUAACGCCGUUUUAAGGACAUCCGCUGGAUAUCUGUCUGUGUUACUGGCGAUGAAAGAGUGA
Colletes gigas is the source of this 1173-nucleotide messenger RNA. It is a transcript of the gene Or115, whose product is annotated as odorant receptor 13a-like. Gene Ontology annotation, molecular function: olfactory receptor activity; odorant binding. NCBI's taxonomy places the organism in Eukaryota, Metazoa, Arthropoda, Insecta, Hymenoptera, Colletidae. The coding region runs from base 1 to 1173 and encodes 390 amino acids. Gene Ontology annotation, biological process: detection of chemical stimulus involved in sensory perception of smell; sensory perception of smell. The record is from RefSeq and is a predicted model, not a curated record. The transcript is spliced from 6 exons. Gene Ontology annotation, cellular component: plasma membrane.